UUACAUCACUUCCGUCACAGCUUUCUGUGAGAGUUUCGAGCAAAGAUGGCGGCAGCACAGCUAACGGAUGAGGAGCUUUUCUCUGAGUUAAAGCGCUUUGGAUUCACCCCAGGCCCGGUUACCGAAAACACACGCCCCGUAUAUUUAAAGAAAUUGAAGAAACUGCGCGAAGAGCAGCAACAGCGAGGAUCUCGAUCGGGAAAAACGCGCAACAGCGGUAGCAUCAACAACAACAGUAGUGGCGGAGGCAACAGCAGUAACACAGCGGCGGGAGCUUCGGGAUUCGGAGUCAGGCCAGCCAGCAAUGACGUCACGCACCUGAGCCCUAGCAAGAGCCCCGGCGGUCGUCCGGCCCUGAACGAGAAGCGUGCCGGUGGAACAGGGAAGUUCGUUCUGGGCUUUAGCUCGGACGAAUCGGAUGCUGAGCUACCACCGAAAAAAAGAGGCCUGAACCACAGCGGCAGGAGAGACCGUGGCUCCGGGUAUCAACAACAACCGCAGAUCAGGCCUACAGGAACACCCAUCACCGCUCAAAAGAGUCAAGGAGUGUACGUGAGUAACAGCAACCAUUCUUUUCCUGGACCACCGGAGAGUAGAAGGAGCGGGUCUGGGACUGUUGGGUGGGUAGAAAGAGGAAAAUCGAGCCUCGAGGUUUCGCGUUCAGCAAAGGCGGAGGGGAGUGGUUACGAGGAGCCGGAGGAGGAGGACGAUUAUGAGGGGAAGAAUGAGAGGGACUCUCGGUCUCUCAAUGGUAGCAGGGCGUCCUACUUGAAUACUAGUAAGCUAGUCGGGGAUUACUCUGAUUCGGACGAGGAGGAGGAAGAAGAGGGCAUAUCUGCGUUUGACCGUCAACGCGAACGCCGUCUGAACUCCAGACGGAGUCUCUCAAAAUCGGCCUCGUCUCCCUUUAGAAGUGCCAGGGGGUCGGAGAGCGGCCAGGAAAAGACGGGAGGCGCAAUCAGAGUAAAUGACACGCCUGGCGCUAGGAGUCUAGACAUGGUGGGAGACCGGGGGGAGGAGGAAGAAGAAGACGGAAAGAAGAGAGGCCCCGGCGAAUCGGCUCUCAGUGGCGGCCUGCUGAGUCGCAGUUACCCCAGGAGGUCCAUCUACGUGUCGGCUGUCAUGGGAGAAAGCGGCAACAACAGCCCCUCGGCGUACAACAAAAACCACGUCGACAGCGGGGACGGCGCCACAAGUAGCAGCCGAUUCAGCAUUGGACUGAGACCAAGGUUUCCAAGUAACACCCUGUCUGCGACCUACCGGCCCAACCAUUCGAACCACACAGGAACCAACCAUGGCUACAGCCAUGCCAUGCUUAAGCAGAAGCUUACGGUUCCAGAAGACGAGCUUCUACAGCAGUUUAAAAGGGAAGAGGUGUCCUCCACCGGUGGGUUCAGCGCACACUACCUGUCCAUGUUCCUGUUGACGGCGGCCUGCCUGUUCUUCUUACUGCUGGGCCUCAUGUACUUGAGAAUGCGAGGUUCUGGAGCAUCCGACGUCGAUGUUGUUAUUAAGAACCACCCAUUUGGAAGUUUCUUUGACAGUUCUUAUACCGAGACGGAGAAGGACCUCAUUCUAGAGCUCCUGCUCACCCUCCACGACCACCUGGCCCACAUCGCAGGUGAACAUGACUGUAGAGACCCAGAAGACCAGACCAACCGGAGCCUGACGAUAGACGAGGCAUCCAAAUAUCUUUGGGCUCAAAAAGAGGACUACAAAAACAUGGUCCUCAGUUCGCUUGAAUGGAUUAUCCGAACAAAGGAGGAUGUCGGGAUACGGCUGAUUGGGGCGAGUCCAGAGGAGGCUGUGACCGACGUGUCUGAGAUCUCCAGCCUGGAGUCCACCCACCCCAAGAUGUCCUUCCUCUGCCGUUUCCGACGGGCGUUCUUCACCGUCAUCUACCGGGUCCUCUUUGUCCUAGCAGUAAUUGGGCUUGUGUGGGGUCUGGUGUACUACAUGAAAUACCGCUGGAGGCGAGAGGAGGAGGAGACCAGACAGAUGCACGGCCUCGUGGACAGAAUCAUCGAUGUGUUGAGUAGCCACAACGAGGCGUGCCAGGAGAACAAAGACCUGCAGCCCUACCUUCCCAUCCCUCACGUCCGAGACUCCCUGGUCCCGCCCCCAGAAAGGAUGAGAAUGAAGAGGCUUUGGGACAAGGCCGUGAAGUUUAUUUCCGCCAACGAAUCGCGGAUCCGGACAGAGUCCCAGAGGAUCGGGGGAGCGGACUUCCUGGUGUGGCGGUGGAUCCAGCCCUCGAGCUUGGACAAGUCUCUUGUGCACCACAAAGUGUGGCAAGGCAAAGCUUUUCCGCUUGACAAAGGGAACUCUCCACCCAACAGCCUAACACCGUGUCUGAAGAUCAGAAACAUGUUUGAUCCAGUCAUGGAGGUUGGAGAAAACUGGCAUCUGGCCAUCCACGAAGCCAUCCUGGAGAAGUGCAGUGACAACGAUGGCAUCGUCCACAUCGCUGUCGACAAAAACUCGCGCGAGGGCUGCGUCUACGUCAAGUGUCUCUCGGCAGAGCACUCAGGGAAGGCCUUCAAGGCGCUGCACGGCUCGUGGUUUGACGGUAAACUGGUGACGGUGAAGUACCUCCGCCUGGACCGCUACCACCAGCGUUUCCCCCAGGCCCAGGGCUGCAACACGCCUCUGAAGCCCUCCAGCACACACAUGAACACCAUGUCCCGCCUGCGUCACCGUACCGGCUCAGCCCUGGGCUUCUCCUGAGAGCGACCCGCCCCGCCCCGCACCUCUCCCCCUCCUGCACCACCUCCAAGCCCCUAACCUCUGCUCCCUGUCCUCACACCCCCUCCCCCUCCCUUCCAUCGUGACACUAGGAACCUCGCAGUGCAGGACUCUUGACCAAACUGCUAAGCUGGAGAUGACUGGGGGCGAAAGGUCCCAUACAAGGCGACUGACUGACUUUGAGCCUUUCACUCCCAUGUGCGUCCACAAGGGGGGGGGGGGGGGUGGCGGCAUUGGAGGUUUUUUUGUAAAGAAGGGUUUGAAAAUGGUGAACUUGCAAGAACGGAGCUAGACGGAGCUUUUGCAUGAGAAAGACGGCUUUUUUUCCCGCGGGUGCUGCAGUGGACACUUAUUAUUUCUUUCUAUUUUUGUAUUACAAAUGUUAAGGAUUCAACAAUGAAACAAGACGAUUCCUGAUGGCAUAUUUAAAAAGAUGUACAUGAAAGAGACCCUUUUUUUUCUCUCUCUCUCCUUCCCAUCCUCUUUUUACAAAACUGGUCCCAUGUGAGGAGUUUAGUUUGGGUAGACAUGGAAUAAAUGCAUGUGCUGUUUCAACAGCCUCUAUUCAAGCUUUGAAUUAUAACAUAUAACGUGGAUGUUUAUUUCCUGAAGAUGUUUGAGGCGAUCCCAAUUUUUUUUUUUGUAGUAUAUAUAUUUUUUGUCAAGCAAGGAAGGAAGGCACAAACGCGUAGAUGGGGUGCUGUAAAUAUUACGUGAAUGGUGGCGGUGGCUUCAAUGAAUUAUCUGUAUUAAAAGUAAAUCAUAAGCUCUUGUUUUCCUGCCAAUACUCAGAACUUAGGUUAAAAACAUCGGUAAAAUAUGGAUGACGUCUUUGGAUACACAGUGGUAGUUUGACACCCUUGACUUUUGGGCAUUGUCAGGCUUCCCAGGGCUGUGUUUCAAAGUGAAUGCUUCACAUAGUAGGGGUCAAUAUCGUAGGUGUGCAGUCAGACGUAUUAUCCUUGGCUUGCUUCUUCAUUUUAUUCCACCUAAUAUACCUUCCCCUCCGAACUCAACAAUAAUUUGAAUCUAUCCCUUCAAAUUAUAUUCCAAAUGUAUCGCCAUGUAUUUUUCUUACCGUUUCCAACAACGUUUUGGAUUAUAGGCUGAUCAUUAUACCGGUUCAUUCUCUUCCAGCUACACAGACCUUUUGUUGGGACUUUCUGACACACUUAAACUAAUACAGAAAAUUCCAGAAGGUUUAUUGGAUCACAGUGGCUCAUGGGCCUUGCAGAUACAUGGGAGAGGGUGUCUCAGUGCAUUACCCUACAGUUGUCUUUGUCACUAGAGCACAUGAUCAGAAGUUCCAUAGGAUCCCAUACAGUUCUGCUUUUCUUUUGUCCUGCUCAAAUUCCAUGAUUAUUUCACUUGAGACAGACAUGUUCCUGCCAUGCUUCAAAAUCGAAUUUGUUAAUACCGGUUCUUGAUUGUGUAUUCAGCCAUGUUUAUCAUUCUAGACCUAUUGUAAUGUUAUUGUUUUCCCCAGAUUGAUUGAUAGACAGAACGCAGCCAAUUGUUUUAGAUGUAACGGGGAAUGGUGUUAGAAUGAAUAAUCUGAUUUGCAUAUUUUUAUUGUUUAACUCCAAGUAUUCCAACCCCCUGUGUGAUUGCUUGUGAGUUAGCUGUUUGUGGUAGGCCGUAUGUAUUCAUAAAAUGUUAAAGAUCAAAGGAUUGCCACCAUUUAGUUAUAUAUUUUUCCUUUUUUAAUGCAGUGUAGUGGAUUGUGGGUUGCAGUAUUUGCAGCAAGAGGUUGUACAAUUGAUGCACAUUUAAAACGUUAUUAACCUGGUGCAUACUCUGCAGCGGAUAACCUAAUUGUGCCUUAACUUUGUGCUUUUUAAUGACUGGCACUGCAUUACUGAAGAAUGUAAGGGGUUUAUAAAAGUGUUUGAACAGGUACAAUCGUUUAAAGGUCUAGGAAGGCCUGUCCAAGAAAUUGUUCCAGACAUGAAUUUUCUCUUUGUCCUCUCAAAUGUUCCUCCCUAACGUUUUACGAUAAUUGUUGUUGGAAUUGGUUAUUAUCGUUUAUAGAUAUUCUAUGUGUUUACAUUAAAGACAAGUGUUUUCCUCCCUAUCCAUGAGCAACCUCAUUUUCACUUUAAACGAUUGUACCCACUGCACAGAGCUGAUAUGGAAAAAAUAUAUAUAAAUAAAAAUGAAAAAAUAAAGAGAACACUUUGCGAAUUAAGCCAGUUGUUUUUGCUGUAACUUGAGUGCAUCAUGGUAAUCUUUCUAUUUUUGUAUGUUUACAGCCUGAUGUUGGUGCACCUGCAGGUUUUUUUUCUUAUGAUGACUGUAAAGAGGGUGAAUGUAAAUGUUAGUUUGGUGUGGUGGCACUUCUCCAAGGUGGCGCUUGAACUUCAGCUGCAUCUUUGAUGUUUUCUUUUUUUCUGGUGUAUUUUAUGUAAACACUGUACAUUUAUAUAACUGUAACAUGUACUAUUAUAUGCAGCUUAAUUUCCAUUGCAUUGUAUUGUUUCGAUUGACCAAUAUCCCUUACCUGCAAGCCAGAGGGGAAGGUGUACAAUAAUCCAGACAUUUAAAAAGUCCAGAUGUUUUAAUGUAAUUUGUCACAUUGUCUUGUAAGAACGGCUCUAAUUAAAGGUUUAUUAGGGGUUUUUAAU
Molecule: messenger RNA, 5369 nt
Organism: Osmerus eperlanus (European smelt)
Lineage: Eukaryota; Metazoa; Chordata; Actinopteri; Osmeriformes; Osmeridae
Gene: lemd3
Product: LEM domain containing 3
Exons: 13
Coding region: 46-2727 (893 amino acids)
Biological process (GO): nuclear envelope organization; negative regulation of BMP signaling pathway
Molecular function (GO): chromatin DNA binding
Source: RefSeq, a predicted model, not a curated record